Molecule: messenger RNA, 1865 nt
Organism: Pocillopora verrucosa
Lineage: Eukaryota; Metazoa; Cnidaria; Anthozoa; Scleractinia; Pocilloporidae
Source: RefSeq, a predicted model, not a curated record
CCACUGGAUCGAUGUUUGACCUCAAAAAGAGUAACGCACAUGACAUCUUCAAGCGUCACUUAGUGCCACUUUAUGUGAUCUUUGGACUUUUGGUGCUCAAUGGAAGAGCCUUGGUUUCAGCAACUGGUAGAAUAAGACCAUCGCAUCAAGAUUUCGCUAUUAGCGAGCUGACCGCGGCGCAAAAAGAAAAAUUUUUGGACGAACACAACAAGUUUCGUGGAAUGGUUGAUCCACCAGCAGCAGAUAUGGAGUACUUGUUUUGGGACGAGGAUUUAGCUAAUUUGGCCCAGAUGUGGUCCAAUCAAUGUGUGUGGGAUCAUGGAUUUCUCGAAUUUGGUGAUGAGUAUCCUCAUCCCGUUUCCUUCAAAGGACAUGUAGGUCAAAAUCUUGCAAGAGAAUGGGGCAAAUUACAAAACCCAGAGGAUCGCGUGACGCAGUGGUACAAGGAGUACGAGUUUUACAAGUUUAGCAAGUUUGCGAGUCCAAUGACAGCUGCUCAGUGUUCCAGACAGCCUUGCGGGCAUUACACACAGCUUGCGUGGGCAACAUCAAGAUAUGUAGGAUGUGGAGUAAAUUGGUGUGAUAAAGAAUUUGGCCCACCACAUCCCUGGAUUCCUGGAGAGACAAUUGUUACUUGCGACUAUGGUCCAACGGGUAACAUAAUCGGACAAUAUCCGUACAAGACUGGUGCUCCAUGCAGCAAAUGCGCAUCUGGUAAAGGCUUCUGCUACAAGAACCUGUGUCGGGACUGUGAUAACUUUGACAGCGAAUGUGGUAAAAGCCUCACACAAGCAAUGUGUACUUCCAGUCGUGAAUUAAUGGCUAAGAAAUGCCCAAAGAUGUGCAGCUUGUGCGAGUGCCCACUGAAAUGUCAACAUGGCGGAACAGUGAACCUUCAAAACUGUGUUUGCUCAUGUCCUUCCGGCUGGAAGGGCAUGGACUGUUCAGGGAAGGUUUGUCCUCCUGGUUUCUACGGUGAAAACUGUGAAAUCCGCUGUUACGACGCCGUCGGGAAAGACACUUGUGAAUGGCGAGUGAGGAAUGGGCACAACUGUAAAGUACACUAUAUGAUGGUUGAUUGCGCCGCUACAUGUGGAUACUGUGAUGACGGCAGCAAAAUCACCACAACACCCGCCCAAGCGACAACAGCCCCGCCACCAACCACAGCGACAUCGAUGAAUGCUCCAACAGUCACACCCGGGGCACAAGAGUGUCAUACCGAUCUAAAUUCUCAUUGUGAAGUUUGGGCGGGAAGAGGCGAGUGUGAAAAAAACCCGCUGUGGAUGAUACCGAAUUGUUGUGUUAGUUGUAAACAUCAUCAGGCGCCAAAAGACUGCACUGAUGUUUCUCCAAGCUGUCCUCACUGGGCGUUUACGGGAGAAUGUGAAGUCAAUCGAGCAUGGAUGCUGCAAAACUGCAGAAAAAGUUGUAAUCAAUGCGGAGAUUGUAAAGAUACAGACGCAAAGUGCCCAAUUUGGGCUUUACUAAAACAAUGCAAGUAUGGGGACAGAAUAUCGUGGAUGAACACAAACUGUAGGAAGAGCUGUGGCAUGUGUAAAGGUUAUGACAAACACGAUCAAUGUCCCGCCUGGUCUGCGAUGAACGAAUGUAAAAGAUCCAACUGGACAUGGAUGGUAGAUCACUGUCCACGAAGCUGUGACGUACCUUCCGUCUUUCAGUUUCAGAAGCCUCGUUUUGCGGUGGAAAACAAAACGGCAAUUAUCAGGCCCCCACCACGUGUCAAGCCUACAUAGCGUGUUCAUAUGGCGUCACAAGUCACGUGCAGUGCCCCGGAGGAAAGAAAUUUGACACUGUAAGGAGAAUGUGUGUGGAGGCAGAUCGAGCCAGCUGUUCUGUAGUUUGCC